CCCUCUCCCACCUCACCAUCCUCAAAACAUCACCACCACCACCACCACCACCACCAUGCCCGGCCUAACCCCCACCCAACUCGCCACCUUCCGAGCAAACGGCUACCUCGUGCUACCCAACUACCUCACCCCGGAAGAAAUCACCGCCUGCCUGACCGAAACCGACCAACUCCUCACCACCUUCGACCUCUCCACGCACCCCCUCACGCAAUUCACGACCGGCGACGACCCCCGCGCCUCCACCUCCCACGUUGGCGACUCCUACUUCCUCACCUCCGGCGACAAAAUCCGCUACUUCUUCGAACCCGACGCCUUCACCACCCCCUCCCCCACCCCACCAACCCGCACCCCACCCCGACCCUCAGCAAACCCAAACACCUCGCCCCUCAACGCCAAGAACGCCGCCAUCGCGGACUCCCUCGGCUUCAAGGACCCGCGCGUCCUCCAGAGCAUGGUCAUCUGCAAGCAGCCCGGGAUCGGCGGCGCGGUGCCCAAUCACCAGGACUCGGAGUUCUUGUACACGGAUCCGCCGAGCGCGGUGGGGUGGUGGUUUGCGUUGCAGGACGCUGGGCCUGGGAAUGCUACCCUGGGCAUGUACAAGGGGAGUCAUUUGGGGGAGAGGGUGCGGAGGAGGUUUGUGAGGAAGAGUCAGGGGAGUGGCAGUGGGACCGAGUUUGUGAGGAAUGAGGGGGCCAAGAUGCCGAGGGGGUUGGAGCAGGAGGAGGGUACGGAUACUACUACUGCUGGGGUUGUGGAUGGGCAGGACGAGCUGGGCGCGGCGCUGGGCAAUGAGGACGAUCUGGAGGUUCUGGAUAUCAAGGCUGGCUCGUUGGUGCUCAUUCAUGGCAAUGUGCUGCAUAAGAGUGAGAAGAAUACCGGGCCGAGGAGUCGGUUCGCUUAUACGUUUCAUGUUAUUGAGGGCGCGGAGGGUUGGGUGUAUGAUGAGAGGAAUUGGUUGCAGCCGCCGGAGAGUGGGGAGGGGUUUUCGAGACUGUUUGAUUGUUUGGAGUGAUUGGACUGUGGCUGUGGUUGUGGUUGUGGUGGUGGUUGUGGUGAUUGGGUUACUUACUGGGGAUGGUGGGUGGUUACAGUAUGGGUUGUGUAUAGGAAGGGUUAUUAGGUUGGUGUAGAUAGGUGUAGUAGUAAAUCAUUUCUAACCCAAACUCCUUCCCAGGUAUCCGAAAAUAGAAUGC
Molecule: messenger RNA, 1193 nt
Organism: Aspergillus heteromorphus CBS 117.55
Lineage: Eukaryota; Fungi; Ascomycota; Eurotiomycetes; Eurotiales; Aspergillaceae
Product: phytanoyl-CoA dioxygenase family protein
Exons: 2
Coding region: 56-1012 (318 amino acids)
Source: RefSeq, a predicted model, not a curated record